UUAGGUCCUCAAUAUUGGCAUUGGGUUCUCUUCUUUUUCUUUUUCCUCUGCUCGAGGUUUUGCCGCACUCUGGAAUCUUUCAGCCAAAUCAAUUUCUUCGCGCCCCCUCUUUUUCUGCUGAUAUAGACGGAGCCGAGUGUGAUUCAAUUGCUGCUCUGCCCUUUUGCACUUCCAUUCGGGGAAGAAUUCAUUCCGUAGCUGCUCCUGGGAUUUCUGUGGCUUGAAAUCAAUCUACCAUCUUCUGCAUGUUAGUUUUCAGAUUUCAGAUCGUUGCCAGAGCAGGAGAUAAGGCGACCCCUGUAUCUCGGAAUCAGGAACUUCAGUUACGUUAUUUAUGAACUCGUUGGAAAAUUUUGUUUAAUUCUCCUUCUUCUCCUUCUUCUUCUUCUUGUUUUCAUUUUCACUUUCUGUUAUGUAACCUCUUAAUUUCGGAAAUUGCUUUCUCACGGGUAUAAGGUCAAAAUUAGACUACAAAAACCGAAAGGGCGUGACUCCCCGCGAUAGUUUUGUGUAUUAUUAAACCAUCCUUGAUUAUUGCAGUAUAUAAAUUGGGAACUUUUUGGGCUUCUGAGUGCUUACCCUUGGGGUUAUUUGUUUCUAUUCCAAAUCGUUGUUUAUAGCGGAAACUAGUGGAAUCUGGCUUGAUGCUCGGAGCGUGGAGGAAUCUGCGGAAGCCCGACUCUCGAGUAGUUAUAUUUGGAUCGCCUUGUCCAUAAUAACCAAGAAUCUGAUGCUUCAGAGACUGCGAUUUUUUGACUCUUUCUGAAGCGGGUGUCUCCCAAAGGAAUGCAAACUUGAGAAGUUGGAGCUCCACCAAGGCAGUAAUACAUAUUUCUUAAGCAAGAUGAAGAAACAAUUGACAGGUAUACGGGACGAUAACCCCCUGCAGUCAGCUAUCCGAGCAGGAAAUGUAGAAUUGGCAUUGAAAAUUAUUUCUGAGAAUGGAGAUACAGAAUUGAAGGAGUUGCUUUCGAAGCAAAAUCACUCUGGUGAAACUUCCCUUUACGUUGCUGCUGAAAAUGGCCAUGUUGAUUUAAUGAAGGAAUUGAUCCACUAUCAUGAUAUUGGCAUGGCCAGUGUCAAAGCAAGAAAUGGUUUCGAUGCAUUCCAUAUUGCUGCUAAAAAUGGGUACCUGGAGAUAUUGAUGGUCCUGAAGGAUGCGAUUCCAGAACUUUCACUGACUGUUGACAUGUCAAACACUACAGCAUUGCACACUGCUGCAGCACAAGGACAUAUCGAGAUAGUAAACUUUCUCUUGGACAAAGGUAGCAAUCUGAUCACUAUUUCAAAAAGCAAUGGGAAAACUGCGUUGCAUUCUGCUGCAAGAAAUGGGCAUGUGGAGGUCGUCAGGGCCCUUCUGAACAAAGAACCUGAAAUUGCUAUGAGAAUUGAUAAGAAGGGUCAGACAGCGCUCCACAUGGCAGUUAAAGGACAAAAUCUUGAGUUGGUGGUGGAAGAGCUUGUGAAAUCAUUUCCAUCUUUGACUAACACAGUUGAUGCCAAGGGAAACACUGCACUGCAUAUCGCCACUCGGAAGGGUCGUCUACAGAUUGUUGGGAAGCUACUAGAGAACAGAGGAACAGACACAGAUGUCAUCAACAAAUCUGGAGAAACUGCUCUGGACAUUGCGGAGAAAAAUAAACACUCGGACAUUGUCAGCAUUCUUCAAGAUCAUGGAGCUCAGAGUGCCAAGUCCAUGAAUUCACAUUCUACAAACCCUGCCCUUGAACUCAAACGCACAGUGAGUGAUAUAAAAAGCGGGGUUCAUAACCAGCUAGAGCACACAAUCAGAACACGAAAGCGCAUGCAAGGCAUAGCGAAACGACUCAACAAAAUGCAAGCUGAGGGGCUUAAUAAUGCAAUCAACUCCAACACUGUCGUUGCUGUUCUUAUUGCAACGGUUGCUUUUGCUGCUAUAUUCAACAUUCCAGGCCAGUAUCCUGACCUCCAAAACGGAAAAGCACUUCCACCUGGAAUGUCUGUUGGGGAAGCAUAUAUUGCUCCACAAAUGGGAUUUUUGAUUUUCAUCAUCUUUGAUUCUACUGCCCUCUUUAUAUCCUUGGCUGUUGUGGUUGUGCAAACAUCAGUUGUGGUUAUUGAGAGGGAAGCAAAGAAACAAAUGACGGCGGUUAUAAACAAGUUAAUGUGGCUGGCUUGUGUGCUAAUAUCUGUGGCAUUCAUUGCAAUGUCAUACAUAGUUGUGGGGAAGCAUAAAUGGUUGGCCAUUGCAGCAACGGUUUUAGGGACGGUGAUCAUGGCAGCUACACUAGGAACUCUAUGUUAUUGGGUGAUUGCUCACCGGCUUGAGGCCUCCAGAUUGCGGAGUCUUAGGAGGUCAACCAUGAGCAGUAGACAGUCUCUGUCUAUGUCUAUGAUGUCGAAUUCGGAGAGUGAAUACAAGACUGUGUAUGCAAUAUAAAAUCCCAUGCUACAAUUUUCUUAUGUGCGGCUUGCCUCCCUGCCUUUUAAGGUCUUAUCAACACUAUCUCAUAAUUCAUAUAAAUAAUGCUAAUUGCACGGUUAUUUUGUCA
Prosopis cineraria is the source of this 2531-nucleotide messenger RNA. RefSeq names its product ankyrin repeat-containing protein At5g02620-like. Gene Ontology annotation, molecular function: protein phosphatase regulator activity; protein phosphatase 1 binding. The transcript is spliced from 3 exons. The coding region runs from base 845 to 2419 and encodes 524 amino acids. NCBI's taxonomy places the organism in Eukaryota, Viridiplantae, Streptophyta, Magnoliopsida, Fabales, Fabaceae. Gene Ontology annotation, cellular component: plasma membrane. The record is from RefSeq and is a predicted model, not a curated record.